Molecule: messenger RNA, 668 nt
Organism: Rhododendron vialii
Lineage: Eukaryota; Viridiplantae; Streptophyta; Magnoliopsida; Ericales; Ericaceae
Product: EG45-like domain containing protein
Exons: 3
Coding region: 89-484 (131 amino acids)
Biological process (GO): systemic acquired resistance
Cellular component (GO): cell wall; apoplast
Source: RefSeq, a predicted model, not a curated record
GCAGUGGAAAAAGUUUGUUUUUCUUUCUAGAGGUGUUUGAAAGAAACGGAAUAAAGUGCGAUAAGGGGUAAAAAAGAAGAAGGGAGAAAUGGGUGCCGGAACGCUAUUUUUAUUUAUUGUGUGCAUCACAAAAUGCCUUAGUCCGGUGGCAUAUGCAGAUCAGGGGUAUGGCAAAUAUUACACACCCCCUUAUGUUCCUUCUGCUUGCUAUGGGUACCAAGACGAGGGUGACAUGAUCGGCGCGGCAAGCGACACUCUGUGGAACGGUGGUGCUGCCUGCGGGAGCAUGUACAGUAUUACUUGCAUCGGUGCCACGAACCAGGGUGUGUUGCAGCCUUGUACGGGCCAGAGCGUGACGAUAAAGAUCGUGGAUUACUGUCCACCACCGGGUUGCCAAGCAACUAUCGAUCUUUCUCAAGAGUCUUUCGCCAUAAUUGCAGACCUCAAUGCCGGCAAAAUCGUGAUUGAAUAUAACCAGGUCUGAAGGUGUACUAGGUUAAGAAAGUUUCGGCAUGUACAUAUAUAUGAAUUGGCAGCGGCCUCUAUAUCCUGAAUAACAAGCAUGUUACGAUAAUGUCGUAUGCUAGCAUGAGCGAUGUUGAGCGAUCGAGCGUACUAGUUGUAUGACAUGCUUUUGUUAGUGUGGAAAUAAAAGAAAUCCUUUGAAA